Messenger RNA from Anopheles coustani, 693 nucleotides. RefSeq lists its product as uncharacterized. The record is from RefSeq and is a predicted model, not a curated record. The transcript has 4 exons. NCBI's taxonomy places the organism in Eukaryota, Metazoa, Arthropoda, Insecta, Diptera, Culicidae. The coding region runs from base 1 to 693 and encodes 230 amino acids. Gene Ontology annotation, molecular function: transmembrane monodehydroascorbate reductase activity.
AUGGACCCAUUGGACACGAAAGAACAAGGCCGGGAAAAGGUGGUGCACCAUCUGGAGACGUGCUUCAACACCAUUAACCAUAUGCUGAUAGGAUAUGUUACGUUCUACCUAUCCUACUACUCGUACGCUCGGGGGUUUGGCAACCUCUUCACAUGGCACAUAUUUCUUUGUGCCGUCGGGUAUCAAUUUUUCAUGGCAGAAUCUCUGCUCACCCUCUACUCGGCUAACGGUUGGACAGAUCGUUACUCUACGGUCGCGAAGCGACGUUUACACUGGAUUCUGCAAGCAAUCGGUUGUGCUGGUAUCUUUUCCGGCAUUGUCAUCGAAAUCUACCUGAAGGAAGACGCCGGACGUCGACAUUUCCGGUCGGAUCAUGCCAUUACCGGGCUCGUUUCGUUGAUUUUUAUCGGCCUAUCGUUUCUGAACGGCGUGGCCGCGCUGUACACUGUCAAGAUAAAGCACAUCAUCAAGCCGAUCUACGUGAAGAUGUGCCAUUAUUUGACCGGCAUUGUCGCGUUCGUUAUCGGAAUGACAUCAUUGGCAUUGGAGUACUCCUCCCGGAUGGUGUCGCUGCAGCAUAAAAAUAUGCUGAUCGCCUUCACAUCCAUUACGACCGCGUUGACAUUGAUCGGAGUGUGCAAAACCAUGUUCAAUCAGUUCCGAGGAAUGUGCGGUAAAAAGGGAAAACAAUGA